This is a messenger RNA of Vombatus ursinus (common wombat), 1358 nucleotides long. It is a transcript of the gene VPS25, whose product is annotated as vacuolar protein sorting 25 homolog. NCBI's taxonomy places the organism in Eukaryota, Metazoa, Chordata, Mammalia, Diprotodontia, Vombatidae. Gene Ontology annotation, biological process: protein transport to vacuole involved in ubiquitin-dependent protein catabolic process via the multivesicular body sorting pathway. The transcript is spliced from 6 exons. Gene Ontology annotation, molecular function: structural molecule activity; protein homodimerization activity. The record is from RefSeq and is a predicted model, not a curated record. The coding region runs from base 318 to 848 and encodes 176 amino acids. Gene Ontology annotation, cellular component: ESCRT II complex.
CUCAUCUGUGAAAUAAGCUACAUCGCCUCAGGGGGUCCCUCUCAGCUCUAGGGUUUGGGGACCCAGACGGCUCCCGGGACACGUGGCUUGGCUCCUUGGAUACACACAGUUAGGUCCCUAAGAGUUCCCGGGACCACCCAUCUUCCGCACCCUGACGCGGCACGGGCGCGCGCUUUCGCCCCGUCUCACUGGUUCAGCGCCGUCCAGCCCGCGAGGAUCUCAAAGUGCCAGGAACCUUUCGAUUGAGCUCGGUUCCGGAAGUGCUGUGCCGGAUCCCGGAAGCUAGUUCAGCAGGAUUCCGGUUUCCCUGGGUGACGAUGGCGACUAGUUUCGAGUGGCCGUGGCAGUACCGCUUCCCUCCCUUCUUCACGUUACAGCCAAACGUGGACACCCGGCAGAAGCAGCUGGCGGCCUGGUGCUCCCUGGUCUUGUCCUUCUGCCGCCUGCACCGACAGUCCAGCAUGACGGUGAUGGAGGCACAAGAAAGCCCUCUUUUCAACAACAACAAGCUGCAGAGGAAGCUCCCCAUGGAAUCUAUCCAGAUUGUGUUGGAGGAACUGAGGAAGAAAGGGAACCUGGAGUGGCUGGAUAAGAACAAGUCCAGCUUCUUGAUCAUGUGGCGGAGACCAGAAGAAUGGGGGAAGCUCAUCUACCAGUGGGUUUCACAGAGUGGCCAGAACAACUCUGUAUUUACCUUUUAUGAACUAACCAGUGGAGAUGACACAGAGGAUGAGGAGUUCCAUGGGCUGGAUGAGGCCACACUUCUUCGAGCUCUGCAGGCCCUACAGCUGGAGCACAAGGCUGAGAUCAUCACAGUCAGUGAUGGUCGAGGGGUCAAGUUCUUUUAGUGGACCCGUUACUCUACCCCUUCCUUAAUUUUCUGAAGGAGAUAGGCUCUGUCCCCACAGAUUGGAGCUUAUACCCAAAUGUAACUUAAAGAACUUUUCAACUUCCCCCCACUUGUGGGUUGGGAGACCCAUGGGAGAAUUUGGAAGAGAAUUCCUCUGUUACCCCACUGUUCUGCUCCAUGAGUGGGUUGAGGUAAUAGCCCCAGAGAGAAAAGAUGUGCCUCCUUUCUCCUUAAUCUUUCUACUCCCUUAUUCCAGACUUUGGCUGAUCCAGGGUCAGUAAACUCACAAAACAUAGUCACACAUAUCUACAAGUACACAGCACCUACUGACUUCUCCCCUCAGGUUUAGCCUGGAUCCUCUAAAGAGGAUUAGGGGUUACAUGGAGGACCUGGCUGCAGGCAGCCCACAGGGCAUCAGAGGAAUAGUAGAUCAGAGAGGGAGAACUGGCAGCAAAGUGCCAGGUAUGGCUCUGAUCUAUGUUAUUAAAGCUGGAUUGUUCAGCUCUCA